Penicillium lagena is the source of this 2289-nucleotide messenger RNA. RefSeq names its product GTPase-activating protein GYP7. The record is from RefSeq and is a predicted model, not a curated record. NCBI's taxonomy places the organism in Eukaryota, Fungi, Ascomycota, Eurotiomycetes, Eurotiales, Aspergillaceae. The coding region runs from base 1 to 2289 and encodes 762 amino acids. Gene Ontology annotation, biological process: activation of GTPase activity. The transcript is spliced from 5 exons. Gene Ontology annotation, molecular function: GTPase activator activity.
AUGGCGGACUCCGUCAAAUACACUCCUCCCCCAUCUCCCCCGUCACCCUCUGCAUCCUUCUACGAUGUAAGCGACGAUGACGAGGGAGAGUACAACACGAUCGCCCACGCCGCCUCGGGUCGCGGGGUCAAGCUGCUGUUCUCCAAGAGCAAAGUCUAUGUACAUCCGACGCCCUCCGCCAAGGACAACAUUCCUGGCUUCAUCGCCCUCAUCCAGCAGAAACCUCCCCCAUCCGCCCAGUCCAGCACUGCCUCGUAUCUCCUUUCAUGGGUGCCGGAAUCUUCGUUAGGAGAUGCUUACAGCACAUAUGUCAAGGUUGAUCUCGCCGAGGGCAGUUCGCCGCCGCGACAGAAGUACCUCGUGCCGCCACUUCCGACCACCACCUCUCACAAUGAUCCAGUCGGCCUCUAUUCCCUUGCGAUUCCCUUGUCAGAUAUCUACUCCCUCUUGGUACGACCACCCAGCUUGGGUUGGUGGUUUGGUAGCCUGGUGAUCAACACUCGGGCCGGUGACAGCUUUCCGGCCUUGUUUUUCCACGACAGCGAAUGCGAGUCGACGAUCCUUCAGAAGAAGAAACGAGUCCGAGAAAGCUUUGACCCGUUCGAUAGCGAGGGGGGCCUUUUCUGGGGAGGUGAUGAGGUGCUACGAUGGCUGCGGAGAUACGUCCAGGUACAGCGUUCGGCUGUAGAUCGUAAUGUCUAUCUGAUCAAUCCAUCCGAGGAAGACCAGCUAUCAUUUGGACGGCCGGCGGCGAAAGGGGACGGAUCGCUGCUGAAUGCAGCUCAAUCGCAGGCUGCUGCUGGACCCAGCGGACAGCACGACGCCAGCAUGGACCCAUUGAUGAAAACUCUCAAAGAAACACGGUGGAAAGUGCUCGAACAGCUCAGCAAAAUCACCACGUUUACCCGCCGAACUGCCAACGAGAUCGCAGAGCACCCUCGGUUGCCCCCUCAAAUGCGUCGCUUGAUGAAGAAUCCGGAGAUUCAGACUCUCCAGGAUGAGUUCGACAGCGCCAGGCUCUACCUGGCUCGGUGGGCUAUGACUGUUGCCGAGCAGAGCGAGAAAGAACGAAAUCAGCGCAUAUGGACAGCUCAGGAUGUCCUGGAGAUGGAGAACAGCUCGGUUGGAGAUUUCGAGAUCUUGGAACUGGAGACCGGUAACCUGGCCCUCCAGGAACGACGCCGAGUCGUCACACUCACAGAGUGGGAGGGCUUCUUUGACCCGAUAUCAGGGAGACUGCAAGUCACGGCGGAAGAGGUCAAAGAACGGGUUUUCCACGGAAGUCUGGAUCCCAACGAUGGCGCUCGGAAGGAGGCCUGGCUCUUCCUUCUCGGAGUCUACCCGUGGGACAGCAGCCUUGAGGAACGACAAGCAAUCAUGAACUCGAAACGUGACGAAUACAUCCGGUUGAAGGCCGGCUGGUGGGAACGGAUGAUAGAAGGUAACUCGACUGCAGAAGAGUAUGACCAUUGGAAAGAGCAGCGGAAUCGAAUAGAAAAGGAUGUCCAUCGAACCGAUCGCACCAUUCCACUAUUUGCCGGAGAAGACACCCCUCAUCCAGACCCAGAUUCUCCAUUCGCCGAUGUGGGCACUAAUGUCCAUCUGGAGCAGAUGAAAGACAUGCUCCUAACGUAUAACGAGUACAACCCUGAUCUGGGUUAUGUGCAGGGAAUGAGCGAUCUGCUUGCCCCGGUGUACGCCGUCAUGCAAGACGACGCGGUGGCUUUCUGGGGAUUUGUGGGGUUCAUGAACCGCAUGGAGCAAAACUUCCUCCGAGACCAGUCUGGGAUGCGUUCCCAGCUUCUGGCGCUGGAUCACCUCGUCCAACUUUUGGAUCCCCAACUCUACUUGCAUCUGCAGUCAGCCGAUAGCACCAACUUCUUUUUCUUUUUCCGCAUGCUGCUCGUUUGGUACAAGCGUGAGUUUGGAUGGGGUGACAUACUCCGCCUGUGGGAAACGCUUUGGACAGACUAUUUGUCCAGCAACUUCCAUCUUUUCAUCGCUCUCGCCAUUCUCGAAAAACACCGUGAUGUCAUCAUGGACCAUUUGAAGCAUUUUGAUGAAGUCCUCAAGUACAUUAACGAGCUGUCUAACACCAUGGAGCUGCUCCCUAUUCUUACUCGUGCAGAAUCGCUCUUCCAUCGCUUUGAACGUGCCGUUCAAGCCAUUGAUAAAAAAGACAAUUUUCCAUCUGCUCCAACAGCUCACCAGCGCCGACCGGGGGCGGGAACAAUGAUCGAGACUCUGUCUCUGAUUCCGAUAAAGGCAAAUCGCCUCGGCGACCCUUAG